Rosa rugosa (rugosa rose) is the source of this 459-nucleotide messenger RNA. RefSeq names its product large ribosomal subunit protein eL42-like. Gene Ontology annotation, cellular component: cytosolic large ribosomal subunit; ribosome. Gene Ontology annotation, molecular function: structural constituent of ribosome. The record is from RefSeq and is a predicted model, not a curated record. Gene Ontology annotation, biological process: translation. Bases 57 to 374 code for a protein of 105 amino acids. NCBI's taxonomy places the organism in Eukaryota, Viridiplantae, Streptophyta, Magnoliopsida, Rosales, Rosaceae. The transcript has a single exon.
GUUUCAGCUUCACCAUCCAGGCCGCCUUCGCUGCCCAACUCAUUUCUGCCUUCACCAUGGUGAACGUUCCCAAGACUCAGAAGACCUACUGCAAGAACAAGGCGUGCAAGAAGCACACCUUGCACAAGGUUACACAGUACAAGAAGGGCAAGGAUAGUCUUGCUGCUCAGGGAAAGCGUCGUUAUGAUCGCAAGCAAUCUGGUUAUGGAGGUCAGACCAAGCCAGUCUUUCACAAGAAGGCCAAGACUACCAAGAAGAUUGUUCUAAGGCUCCAAUGCCAGGGAUGCAAGCAUGUUUCUCAGCAUCCAAUCAAGAGGUGCAAGCACUUUGAGAUUGGUGGAGACAAGAAGGGAAAGGGAACAUCGCUUUUAUAAAUGGAGUGUUUUUGGUUUUAUUUUAUGCUGCUGUCCUUUGUUGGAUAUUUUAAUCUAAUAUGGAAGAUUUGUUUUAAGAUUUUGU